CUCAGUUUCGCUGCGCGCUUGGCAUCGUUCUCGUGUGGAGAGCUCGAGAGGAGCUCGCACUGGUUCUCAAUCUGUAAACCCUAACCCUAAUUCUUUCAUCAAUUCGGAUGGAUAUCACCGCUAAACUCCGUGGAGUUGAUCUCCGAUCUAGUGUUCUCCCUGGCGGUGCGCUUUUACCCGCGGGAAACCCUAGAAUUCUGCACAAAUUGGCUCCAUUUUCGGCUUUUCCUGCUCAAUCGCGGAGAUUUCGUGCGUCUUUGGUGAAAAAGGUUAGUUUUUGUGCUGCUAGAAGGAGAGGAGCGAUUGCUCGAGCUGUUGCUGUUGAGACUUCUGUUAUUGAGACGCAGGACGAUAUUGAGUCUUUGUUCUCUGAGAGCUCUUCCGGCGAUGCGGCGGCGAAGAGGCAGGGAAAGAAGAAGUCUAAUUCUGGGGCUUCUAGUGUUUCCUCUGGGAUUCGGCUGGAGAACAUCAGUAAGAGCUUCAAAGGUGUUACUGUUCUCAGAGAUGUCAGCUGGGAGGUGAAGAAAGGGGAGAAGGUUGGGCUGGUGGGUGUUAAUGGUGCUGGGAAAACGACGCAGCUUCGGAUCAUUGCUGGGUUGGAUGAGCCGGAUUCGGGGAAUAUUGUGAAAGCCAGGGAGAAUAUGAAAAUAGCGUUUUUGAGCCAGGAAUUCGAGGUUUGUCCUAGCAGGACGGUAAAGGAGGAGUUUUUGAGUGCGUUUGCGGAGGAGAUGGAGAUUGCGGAGAGGCUGGAGAAGGUGCAGAAUGCGCUGGAGAAGACCACUGAGGACUUGAAUUUGAUGGGGAGGUUGCUGGAUGAGUUGGAUUUGCUGCAGAGAAGGGCACAGGAUCUUAAUUUAGAUGAGGUUGAUAUGAAGAUCAGCAAAUUGAUGCCAGAGCUUGGUUUUGCUCCUGAGGAUUCGGAUAGGUUGGUUGCUUCAUUUAGUGGCGGCUGGCAGAUGAGGAUGUCUCUGGGGAAAAUUCUUCUUCAGGAACCUGAUCUGUUGCUCCUUGAUGAACCCACAAAUCACCUUGAUCUUGAUACUAUCGAAUGGCUUGAAGAAUACCUCAAUAAGCAAGAUGUUCCAAUGGUUAUCAUAUCCCAUGAUAGGGCCUUCCUUGAUCAAUUGUGCACGAAAAUUGUGGAAACUGAUAUGGGAGUAUCCAGGACAUUUAUGGGGAAUUAUUCUGAAUAUGUUAUAGCAAAAGCUGCAUGGGUGGAAGCGCAGUAUCAAGCAUGGGAAAAACAGCAGAAGGAGAUUGAGCAUACAAAAGACUUGAUAAGCAGAUUGGGAGCUGGUGCUAACUCUGGACGUGCUUCUAGUGAAGAAAAGAAAUUGGAAAGACUUCAAGAAGAAGGGCAAAUUGAGAAGCCUUUCCAGAGAAAACAAAUGAAGAUCAGGUUUCCUGAACGUGGAAGAAGUGGUAGAACUGUACUAAUGCUUAAGAAUUUGGAAUUUGGAUAUGAGGAUGAGGUUUUGUUCCACAAGGCAAAUCUAUUAGUUGAAAGGGGUGAGAAAAUAGCUAUUAUUGGCCCAAAUGGAUGUGGGAAGAGUGCAUUGCUUAAGCUAAUCAUGGGUCUUGAGAAACCCAGAGGAGGAGAAGUUUUGCUCGGGGAACAUAAUGUGCUACCAAAUUAUUUUGAACAGAACCAGGCAGAAGCGCUUGAUUUAGAUAAAACAGUACUUCAAACAGUGGAAGAAGCUGCAGUGGACUGGAGAAUUGAUGAUAUAAAGGGUCUUCUUGGUAGAUGCAACUUCAAAUCUGACAUGCUUGACAGAAAGGUCAACCUUUUAAGUGGUGGGGAGAAGGCACGACUUGCUUUUUGCAAGUUCAUGGUGAAGCCGUCGACGUUGCUUGUUUUAGAUGAGCCAACCAACCAUUUGGAUAUACCAUCCAAAGAGAUGCUUGAGGAGGCAAUAUCAGAAUAUCAGGGCACUGUCAUUACUGUCUCUCAUGAUCGGUACUUCGUAAGACAGAUAGUUAAUAGGGUAGUGGAGGUGAAGGAUAAAGGCCUUAGUGACUAUGCAGGCGACUAUAAUUAUUAUUUGGAAAAGAACCUCGAGGCUCGAGAGAGAGAACUUUCACGCGAAGCAGAGCUUGAAGAGAAGGCCCCUAAAGCCAAAGCCAAAUCAAAGAUGUCAAAGGAGGAAAAAGAAGCCAGGAAGAAACAGAAAAUUCAAGCCUUUCAACAAGCAAAGGCGAAAUCGAAAGGUCUGAAGAAUGCAAAGAGGUGGAAAUGAGUAUUGAGAAUCACCGUAAUUACUUGACCUUGCCUGCAAAAGGGAAAGAGCUUAGCCAUUGUACAUAAACACAUAGCAAAGUUAUUUGAAACCCGCAGCAAAUACAGAACAAGCAUUGCUCAUGUAGUUGAAACUUCUUCGAUCAUUUGUUUUCCGUGUUGAAUAUUUAUCGGCAAAAUGUGUGUCAUAGCUUUGCAAAGUUGUUGAAGAUUAGCAAAGCAUGGGCCAUUCACAAUUUAUGUUCUUUGUCGAUGUUUCUUCUUUCGAUCAACUAUGUAUUAUUUUCUAACUACAGACAUUGGCCUGAAAUGCAUUGAUGAAAUGAUAUGUUCUAUGUUAUCUUGAA
Messenger RNA from Dioscorea cayenensis subsp. rotundata (Guinea yam), 2586 nucleotides. Its product is annotated as ABC transporter F family member 5-like. NCBI's taxonomy places the organism in Eukaryota, Viridiplantae, Streptophyta, Magnoliopsida, Dioscoreales, Dioscoreaceae. The transcript is spliced from 9 exons. Bases 108 to 2240 code for a protein of 710 amino acids. Gene Ontology annotation, molecular function: ATP binding; ATP hydrolysis activity. The record is from RefSeq and is a predicted model, not a curated record.